AUGGAUUUGCUGAACUGGGACGAAGUAUCACUGCAGGAAGUGUCCCCUGGGAACGGGCUUUUUAGGCAGGGAGGAACCGAACUUGGCUUCUAUUUCCCUGAAUCGGCACUCCAAGGGGACAAGCAGACAGCAGAGACUUGCUGGAAAGGUCCUAUUCAGCUGUGGCAGUUCCUAUUGGAGCUGCUCCGGGAUGGGGCUCGUAGCAGCUGCAUCCGUUGGACGGGCAACAGCCGCGAGUUCCAGCUGUGCGACCCCAAAGAGGUGGCGCGACUGUGGGGCGAGCGGAAGAGGAAGCCGGGCAUGAAUUACGAAAAGUUGAGCCGAGGUCUACGCUACUACUACCGCCGAGACAUCGUCCUCAAGAGCGGUGGGCGCAAGUACACUUACCGCUUCGGAGCCCGCGUGCCGGAUCUAGCCUAGCUGGAUCGUGCUGCUUGGGGACAGGGAGCAGUGACCCAAUAA
Molecule: messenger RNA, 462 nt
Organism: Chrysochloris asiatica (Cape golden mole)
Lineage: Eukaryota; Metazoa; Chordata; Mammalia; Afrosoricida; Chrysochloridae
Gene: ETV2
Product: ets variant 2
Exons: 4
Biological process (GO): cell differentiation; regulation of transcription by RNA polymerase II
Cellular component (GO): nucleus
Molecular function (GO): sequence-specific DNA binding; DNA-binding transcription factor activity, RNA polymerase II-specific
Source: RefSeq, a predicted model, not a curated record